CUUUCUUUCACCGUUCCAGAAUCCAAACACAACCUUAACCUUCCCGCCAAAAACAAUUGUUCUGCUCUCUCUCUCUCUCUCUCUCUCUCUCUUCCCUUCUACGCCGUUCCCACAUCUCCCACUUCAGUAAUCCCCAAAAUGGAUGCGGACAUGGACAUUCCUCUUCCAGACGAGCUCGAAUGGCUCGAAGCCAACUCUCACCUCCACGACGAUUACCCAGACUUCGAUGACCCCUCACAACCCUACCCACAAGACGAACACGAACACGAAUUCCAACCCCAAUCCAACCACCAAAAUCACCAACAACCCCAACCCCCAAAACCCACCCUGUCAAUCCCUCCAAAAACCGCACCAGCCGCAAAAACCCAAAUCAAGAAACGCUUCCGAUCCGACGGCCAGGAUUCGUCGGUUACGGAGGAAGGGGCCCGGUCGGAGGAUAAAAGGAAAAGGGGUGAUGAUGUGAGGUUGGAAAAUGAAGAGGGGGAGGGAGCGGAAGAAGAUUGGCUUCGGUACUCACCGCCACCUACUGAGGAGGGGGGUGGAAUGGUUGAGGAGGAUGUGGUGGUCGAGGAGGAGAGGGUUGUGUCGAGAUUUGCUUCGGAGAUUGACGGGGAUUUCGUCCCAGUGACUGGAUUGGAUGGGGAGAGGGUUUAUGCCAAGAUGAGUAGUAGGGUGGGGGAGAUGAAUGGGUUGAAGAAAAUGGGUUUCAAAGUGCAUACUGGUGGUCUUAUUUCUGAACCCAUCAACAUCCUAAUUCAGAGGGCAGAAACACAGGCAUUCACAAAGGCUCUUCAAUCCAGCGUUGAAGGUUUGUCUGAUGCAAUCCUUCCUGAAACACCAGUGAUGAAUGAAAAGCUUUGGGUUGAUAAAUACGCUCCAAAUUCUUUUAUGGAACUUCUUAGUGAUGAACAGACCAAUCGGGAGGUCCUUCUAUGGUUGAAGCAGUGGGAUUCAUGUGUUUUUGGAUCUGGUAUAAGGACAACAACAGAUGAGGUUUUGUCUUCUUUGAGACGCCAUUCAACGAUUGCCCAGCAUCAGAAACUGGCUGGUAGGAGCUUUUCAAGAAAUAAUAGAGACCAUACACUGAGUAAUGGAAAUUUCGAAGUUAACAAUGGUUUGGGUCUAGAAAGCAAUGAUGCCAAAGGUAUUCCGGAGUCAUGGGACAAGAAGACCAAGGGCGCAGGACCUACUGGUCCACCAGAGCGGAAGAUUCUUCUGCUUUGUGGGCCUCCAGGUCUAGGAAAAACGACCCUUGCGCAUGUAACGGCAAGACACUGUGGAUAUCGGGUUGUUGAGAUUAAUGCAAGUGAUGAUCGGUCUUCUUCAACAAUUGAAGGAAAAAUUCUCGAUGUGGUUCAGAUGAACUCUGUCAUGGCUGACAUGAAGCCCAAGUGUUUGGUAAUUGAUGAAAUUGAUGGAGCUCUUGGUGAUGGUAAGGGUGCUGUGGAGGUUAUUCUAAAGAUGCUCUCUGUUGAGAGAAAGUCUGAUGUUGGAAAAGAAGAUGAAUCUAAGGAGGGGCAAAUUGGAAGGACGUCCUCAAGAAAGAAACAUAGAAGUGCAUCAUUGUCAAGACCUGUGAUUUGCAUAUGUAAUGAUCUAUAUGCACCAGCCUUGAGACCUUUGCGCCAAGUGGCAAAGGUUCAUAUAUUCGUUCAACCAUCCGUGAGUCGUGUUGUAAGCAGGCUCAAAUAUAUAUGUAACAAGGAAGGACUGAAGACAAGUUCCAUUGCUCUUACUGCACUUGCAGAGUAUACUGAUUGUGACAUACGCUCGUGCUUAAACACUCUUCAGUUUCUCCACAAGAAGAAGGAAACUCUCAACGUGUUAGAGAUUGAUUCUCAAGUGGUUGGCCGGAAGGACACAUCAAGAAGUGUGUUUGAAAUUUGGAAAGAGAUUUUUCAGAAGAGAAAAGAGAAACGCGAAAGGAAGGUCGGUAAUGGCUGCAGCAGCAUGUCUAAAGAUUUUGAAUUUGUUCACUCCCUGAUUUCUAGCCGUGGUGACUAUGACUUAAUUUUUGAUGGGAUCCACGAAAAUAUUUUGCAGCUCCAUUAUCAUGAUCCAGUCAUGCGAAAGACUGUCAAAUGCUUGCAUAGUCUUGGCGUCUCUGAUUUAGUUCAUCAAUAUAUUAUGCGUACACAAAAGAUGUCCCUUCAAGUUUAUCAACCCGCCAUCGCAAUCGCUGUACGUGGUUUGGUAGCACAAAAUGAGAGACCAAAUAUUGAAUGGCCAAAGUCUUUCCAGAGAUACCGGACAAUGUUGAUGGAAAAGAUGGACAUAUUACGGUCUUGGCACAACAAAAUUUCGCCACACAUCUCAAGGCAUCUGUCAACAAAAUCCUUUGUAGAAGAUUCAAUAUCUCCGUUACUGCAUAUUCUAUCACCACCAACUCUUAGGCCGGUGGCAGUUCACUUACUAUCAGAUAAAGAGAAAAAGGAUAUGAUUCAAUUGGUGAAUACAAUGGUCUCCUAUUCUAUGACCUAUAAAAACCAGAAGGCUGAUCCUGUACCCAGUAUCCUUAGACAUGAAGCAGUUGUGGAGGCUUCAAUGCUUUCAUUUGAUCCUCCUAUUGGUGACUUAAUAAACUUCAAGGGCUAUUCAUCUAGUCACUUUGUUCUUGCCGCAGCUAUGAAGCAAGUCUUGGUGCAUGAGGUGGAAAAGCAAAAAAUUCUGCAAGGAAGCAUCAGCAAAUCCAUGGAUCCAACUGACGUUUGCAGCAAAGGAAACCUGACACCAGUUGGGGAACAAAAAGGCCGAGCACAAUCUUCUGCAUUUGGUUGUGCAACAACUUCAUGUGCUGAAAACAUGCAAAAUGCCAAGAAUACAUCAAAUUUGAAGCAAUCUAAGUUGGUAACUAACCAAGUUUCAGCAGCUUCAGGAUCUACUUUAAGUGCCACAGCUAAUGUACAAGUGAGUUCCCCAGGACCUUCAAAGAAGCCCUCUAGCGGAUCCUUCAACUUCUUUGACAGGUUUAGAAAGUUGAGCAGCAAAGGUUCUGAAAAUGCUGAUAAUCCUAAGAAUAAGCCACCAACCUCGGAGAGAGAUUCACGUCCUCUGCUAUUUAAAUUCAAUGAGGGUUACACUAAUGCAGUAAAAAGGCCUGUUCGGAUUCGCGAGUUUCUUCUAUAAUGCAACUGUCUGAUAGGCAAUAUGGAGCUGCUGUUUUGAGUGGCCACAUUGUACUUAAUGUUCAGAUGCUGUAACUUUUGCUAUGCAAACAAUGUAAUAUUCUGAAUGCUUUUUGAUGCAAUAAAAAAUUUGUCCUUUACCAUCUGC
Molecule: messenger RNA, 3273 nt
Organism: Rhododendron vialii
Lineage: Eukaryota; Viridiplantae; Streptophyta; Magnoliopsida; Ericales; Ericaceae
Exons: 23
Coding region: 139-3126 (995 amino acids)
Molecular function (GO): ATP hydrolysis activity; ATP binding
Source: RefSeq, a predicted model, not a curated record